This is a messenger RNA of Ziziphus jujuba (common jujube), 1665 nucleotides long. RefSeq names its product putative disease resistance protein At3g14460. The record is from RefSeq and is a predicted model, not a curated record. The transcript has a single exon. Bases 1 to 1665 code for a protein of 554 amino acids. Lineage: Eukaryota; Viridiplantae; Streptophyta; Magnoliopsida; Rosales; Rhamnaceae.
AUGGAACUUUCAGAUCUUCAUGGAGAACUUUCCCUUGAAAAUUUACAGAAUGUUGAAAGUGGUGAAGAUGCUUCGGAAGCCAAUUUGAUGGAGAAGCAGUAUCUGGAAGAGUUGAAGCUGUAUUGGAGUGGUGAUACUGAUGAUUCAAAACAUGACAAGAAUGUACUUGAUAAGCUGCAGCCGCACACAAACCUGAAAAGGAUUUACAUCCACAGAUAUGGAGGUACAACGUUCCCAAAAUGGUUAGGAGAUGGCUCAUUCUGCAAUAUAAUAUUUUUACUACUUUCUGAUUGCAAAUUCUGUGCUUGUUUGCCAACUCUGGGUCAACUAUCCUCCCUCAAAAAUCUUGAAAUUGAAGGACUUGAUGGAAUAGUGAGUGUGGGUGCUGAGUUGUAUGGGAUGGAUGGUACUUCUUGUACGAGGAUGGCAUUCCCAUCGUUGGAGUCCUUAAGAUUCAGUAAGAUGUCAAACUGGGAAGAAUGGUGUUCAUCAAUUGCUAUUGAAGAUGGUGAAGUUUUCCCCAAGCUACAAGAACUCAUAAUAUCGGACUGUGAUCGGCUGAUUAGCAUAGAUUUGUCUCACAACCUUCCAUCUUUAACAAAGUUAAGAAUUGAUGGAGAUGAGGUUGUUGUUUCAUCACUCCCGAGGACUCCAACUCUUCGCCAGCUGAUGUUAGGGGGCAGGUGUGAGAAGCUAGAGCUACAGAAACUGCCACAGACAAUGGAAACUAUUGCAAUCGGAAAUCGUUAUUCUAGAGCAGGCCCAAAUUGCUUAGAAAUCUUGAAUUGUGAGAAAGUAGAAUUCCCAUUAACGCACCACUCUCUCAGAAGGUCAUCCAUCCAAGAGGUUUAUGUAGUAAACAGUUGUGGUUCACUGGAAUCCUUUCCUCUGGAUUUCUUUCCCUGUCUCAGGCAUCUUAGCAUUGAAGCGUGUAAAAAUCUAGUAUCUCUGACAGUCACAAAGUCAGAUGAGCAGGACGUAACCACCACCCUAUCACUAUCAACAUUGAGCAUACAAGAGUGCCCCUGUUUUGUAUGCUUUCCAAAUGGCAGAUUGCAUGCCCCUAAUCUGACCGAGCUUAAAGUUAUAGGCUGCAAGAAAUUAAAGAAGCUGCCGGAUCAAAUGCAUAACCUCCUCCCAUCUCUGAAAUGCUUGUUCAUUGACGAUUGUCCAGAGGUGGAGUCAUUUCCUGAAGGUGGUCUGCCCUCCAAUCUUGCUCUUCUUUGGAUUAGAAAGUGCUCAAAACUCAUUGCACAGCGAAAAAAGUGGGAGUUACAAAAACUCCAAGCUCUUGUAGAUUUUCACAUCCUAAUAGAUUCUGAUGAUGAUGGUGAUAGUGGAGGAGAAGGCGUUGAAUGUUUUCCUGAGGAGGGGCUGUUGCCUUCCACUCUUACCUCUCUCCACAUCUAUGGAUGUGCAAGUCUUAAUAGAUUGGACAUCAAGGGGCUUCAACAACUCACCUCUCUCCAACGUUUGUGCGUCAGUCAGCACCCUCAAUUAUCACAGAGUUUGCCACAAUUGCAUGCCUCUUUUCCUCCUUCAAGGAUCGGUGAACGUAGUCCUGCUCUGGAAGAAGCGUUCUGUAACCAUAUUUCACAUAUCCCCCAUAGUGACAUCGAUUUUUGUCGAGAAUUCAAACCAAAGUCUCCCUUGGGUAGAAAAUAG